Lynx canadensis (Canada lynx) is the source of this 1981-nucleotide messenger RNA. It is a transcript of the gene FAM20A, whose product is annotated as FAM20A golgi associated secretory pathway pseudokinase. The coding region runs from base 1 to 1614 and encodes 537 amino acids. Lineage: Eukaryota; Metazoa; Chordata; Mammalia; Carnivora; Felidae. Gene Ontology annotation, molecular function: protein serine/threonine kinase activator activity. Gene Ontology annotation, cellular component: Golgi apparatus. The transcript is spliced from 11 exons. The record is from RefSeq and is a predicted model, not a curated record.
AUGCCCGCGCUGCGCCGGGACCGCCUGCUGACCCUGCUGCUGCUGGGCGCGCUGCUCUCCGCCGACCUCUACUUCCACCUCUGGCCCCAGGUGCGGCGCCAGCUGCGGCCCCGGGAGCACCCGCGGGGCUGCCCGUGCGCCCGCCGCGCCGCCUCCCCGGGCCCGGCCCCCGCCGCCGCCUCCCCGGCCCCCCGCGCGGCCGCGCGCAACUUUUCCCGAGCCGGGCCCGGGCCCGAGCGGCGCGGCGGCCGCGGCUCCAAACUGCAGGCCCUCUACGCCCACCCGCUGUACCGCGUCCCGGAGGAGCCGCCGCUCCUCGGGCCGGAGGACUCGCUCCUGGCCAGCCAGGAGGCGCUGCGGUACUACCGGAGGAAGGUGGCCCGCUGGAACAGGCGGCACAAGAUGUACCAAGAACAGCUCAACCUUACCUCCCUGGACGCGCCACUACAGCUCCAACUUGACGCCAGCUGGAUCCGGUUCCACCUGGGGAUCAGCCGCCACGGGCUGUACCCCCGGUCCAGCCCUGUCGUCCGCCAACUCCUCCAGGACAUGAGGCGCUCUCCCACCAUCAGCGCUGAUUACAGUCAGGACGAGAAAGCCCUGCUUGGGGCUUGUGACUGCACCCAGAUUGUGAAACCCAGUGGGGUCCACCUCAAGCUGGUUCUGAGGUUCUCAGACUUCGGGAAGGCCAUGUUCAAACCCAUGAGACAGCAGCGACAUGAAGAGACACCCGCCGACUUCUUCUAUUUCAUCGACUUCCAGAGACACAACGCUGAGAUUGCAGCUUUCCACCUGGACAGGAUUCUGGACUUCCGACGAGUGCCACCCACAGUGGGGAGGCUAGUCAAUGUCACCAAGGAAAUCCUAGAGGUCACCAAGAAUGAAAUCCUGCAGAGUGUUUUCUUCGUCUCUCCAGCCAGCAACGUGUGCUUCUUUGCCAAGUGCCCAUACAUGUGCAAGACUGAAUACGCCGUCUGCGGUAACCCGCACCUGCUGGAGGGCUCCCUCUCCGCCUUCCUGCCGUCCCUCAACCUGGCCCCCAGGCUGUCUGUGCCCAACCCCUGGAUCCGCUCCUACUCGCUGGCAGGAAAAGAGGAGUGGGAGGUCAAUCCGUUGUACUGCGACACGGUGAAACAGAUCUACCCGUACAACAGCAGCCGCCGUCUCCUCAACAUCAUCGACAUGGCCAUCUUCGACUUCUUGAUAGGGAACAUGGACCGCCACCAUUACGAGAUGUUCACCAAAUUCGGGGAUGACGGGUUCCUUAUUCACCUUGACAACGCCAGAGGGUUUGGACGACACUCCCAGGACGAACUCUCCAUCCUGUCACCGCUGUCCCAGUGUUGCAGGAUAAAAAGGAAAACGCUUUCGCACCUGCAGCUGCUGGCCCAAGGCGACUACAGACUCAGUGACGUGAUGCGGGAGUCUUUGCUAGAAGACGAGCUCAGCCCCGUCCUCACGGAGCCCCACCUGCUGGCCCUGGACCGGAGACUCCAAAUCAUCCUACAGACAGUGAAGGGGUGUGUGGAGGCCCACGGAGAGCAGAGCGUCAUAGCCAGUGACCCCGCAGGAGAGUCGGCCCCAGACUCUGGCCGGGCUAACCCGACAAGCUAGGGGCCGGGUGAAGCCGCAUGUCAGGGACGACGCCUGCGGCCGGCGGUGGACUCGGGUGCGGACCCCGGCUUCCCCGCACCCCCGUCGAGGGGGGAGGCGCUGGGUCAGGAAGUCCUGGGGCACCAGGAUGAUUCUACAGGAGCAAGACCCAAAGGAGAGGGAUCCGCCGAACUUCCUCGGUGCACUGCUUCUCUAGGGCACCUCCUUGGCUCCCUCUUUCCCAGAAGGCACUGCUUCGUCAAGGCCACAGACCAGCUCCUGAACCCACCAGGGGAAUCUGGACAGGAGUCAGGCUUGGAAGGCCGGGAAGCCUUGUCCCCGGGAAAAGGGUAGAACAAAUAAAAUAAAAGGACACCAGUGGCACCUA